AUGGCCAUGAACCAAAUGAUGGGCCAAAACAACGGUGGCGGAAACAUGAUGAUGGGCCAAAACGGCCAGAAUACAAGAGGCAGCUUCUCGAAUGGUGGCAAUAAUGCAAUGAUGAACAACAUGGGCGGAAACAUGAUGAUGAACAGCAACAAUGGAAACAUGGGUCAGAAUGCAAGAGGCAGCUUCAGGAGAAUGAACAGCGGUGGUGGCAUGAUGAUGGGAAACAACAAUGCCAACAUGAUGAUGAUGAACAACGGUGCCAACAUGAUGAUGAUGAACAACAACGGCCAAAACAUGAUGAACAGCGAUAACAUGAUGAACAACGGAAUGAACAUGAACCCCAACAACAUGAUGAACAAUGGAAUGAACAUGAACCCCAACAGCAUGAUGAACAACGGAAUGAACAUGAACCCCAACAACACGAUGAACAACGGAAUGAACAUGAACCCCAACAUGAUGAACAGGAAUGGCAACCAAGGCAAUGGCGCUAACGGGCAACGCUGGAACAAGAACCAAGUGGCCGAUGUUGUCCCGUGCGCGGCAAAUCUGACGGGGGCUAUCUUCGAUGACUUCUAA
Molecule: messenger RNA, 576 nt
Organism: Seminavis robusta
Lineage: Eukaryota; Bacillariophyta; Bacillariophyceae; Naviculales; Naviculaceae
Source: the annotation of a GenBank genome assembly